Molecule: messenger RNA, 6369 nt
Organism: Oryzias latipes (Japanese medaka)
Lineage: Eukaryota; Metazoa; Chordata; Actinopteri; Beloniformes; Adrianichthyidae
Source: RefSeq, a predicted model, not a curated record
UUUUUUUGUAGUUUCACCACUUGGGGCGCUGUUGAGCCCUCCCCUGAAUUUGAUUUUUGCAGAAGGAAAUCGUGUUUACAGUUCUAGGCCAAUCAUCCUCUGCUUUCUCUUAGCUAACAGCUUAGCCCCAGUAGCGCCUAAUGAGAGCCAUCAGCUGCUGCACAACAUCCACAGAAUGCCUCGAAGAAAGAAAACCGGCCAAAGCCCCGCCAGGCCAGCAGGUGGGCCACCAGAGGGAAGACGCUUUGGCUAUAACACUGGGGGCGAUCACCUUAUGGCAAAUAACAGCUUCUCACCGAGUUCCACCGAGAAGGAGAGGAUCGUUAAGAGCAUGCAGGAGAUGUUUUCCCACCUGGACCCGGAGGUUAUAUACAUCGUCCUGUCCGAGUGUGACUUUAAAGUUGAAAUUGCCAUGGACUCCCUGCUGGAAUUGCAUGUGGCCGCAGAAGGGGCCGUCCCACCCUCCAUUUCUGGCUUUGAACGCACCGCUGCUGCCUUGUUCUGCUCAGAGGACUCUCCACAGAGCAGACUGAUUGCACAUUCCCCAGGAGAACCCCAACAGCCCAACUUUCCCUCGCUCCAUGACCCGUCAGCAGAAAACCUGGACCUGCUUAUUGAUCAAGAGUUAGAGGCUCUCAGCUCUUGCCAAGAAAAAGAAGAAGGCGGGACCUUGUUAUCACCUGAUGGGGGUCUCUCCUCUUUCCCUUCACUGCCUGCUCCUCAGCAGGCUCUCCCAGAGCUGCUUCAGAGCGGCCUGGAUGCUGGAAGUAGAAUGCACCUCACCAAGCAGCCGCCUCCAGCAGGAGACAUGAGGGAGCAGAUCUCUGGAGCUUCCUCUCCCAUCAACCAGCACAGACUAUGGGGCAACCAGAUUCCAGAAACACAGAGAGAUGUUCUGGAUUUCACACAUCUGUUGGCAGAAACGUCUCCAGAAGAACAGAAACUUUCUUUGGACCUGGGAGCUUCGGGACGUCCCUCAGCCUUUCAGGUGUAUAAAAAACAGGAGACAUUACUCACACAUUCAGAGAGUCCUGCAUCUUCAGGUACAGCUGUCAGCGGCUCCAAAUCUGAAAUGAACUCACUACAUUGCAAUCCACAUAGCCAUGGGUCCUUACCAUGGAACCUGGAGGCACCAGCGUUUUCUCCUCGUAGCCACGGAAACCAAAGUCCAUGCUUCAUCACUCCCGUGGCCUAUUCACCCUCCGUGUGGACUGGCCAGAGCCGACUUCUUUUCUCCCCACCAAGGCAGCAGCAUCCUAAACCUUUUGCUGCUUUUCCACGGCCUUGGGCCCUGCCAGUCCCCCCACGUUUUACCUCCACCUCUAACAAGCUGCAACUGCAAGGGAAGGUGCUUGUGCUGCUUCGUGGUGCUCCAGGAUCCGGCAAGUCAACACUUGCAAGAGCUUUUCUGGAGCAGAACCCAGGAGGAGCCAUACUGAGCACAGAUGACUAUUUCCUUCGCAAUGGAGAGUAUCGGUUUGACCCCACAGUCUUGGGGGAAGCCCAUGAAUGGAACCACAAACGAGCCAAGGAGGCCUUUGAAAGGGGCACCAACCCCAUCAUCAUCGACAACACCAACAUGCAGGGCUGGGAGAUGAAACCCUAUGUGGCUCAGGCCCUGAAACAUGGAUAUAAGGUGCUGUUCAAAGAGCCGGAUACUUGGUGGAAGAACAAACCCAGAGAGCUGGAGAGGCGGACCGCUCAUAAUGUGGUCGUGGAAACAAUCCGCCGCAUGCUGAGUGGAUAUGAACGCUUUGUCACAGUCCAGUCCAUCAUGGGCGCGCUCAUGCCGGAGCGUAAGCAGCACAUUCCUCAGGAGAACAAGCCUUCAGAGCCACAGCCAUCCGCUCCUGACCUUAUCAGUCGGCCUGAAUUAAGAGAGGGAUGCAAGAUGUCUCAGUCGCAGCUGUUUUCUUCGCUCCCCGAUUUAUCGUCUCUGAGUUUCCCAAGUGAGGUCACGGAGUCCGAUCACAACACCAGCAAGUCCACCGAGUCUCUCAACCUCAAACUUUAUGGAAAACCUACCAGGGACACCAACAUUUCUACACAACAUGAGGGUAUUGAUUUGGGAGGACUGGAUGCAGAGUUAGACGUCCAGUUGGAGCAGAACAACCAAAUGUUGGAGCAGAGAAUCCCAGAUUGUAUUGUGGAAUCAGUGAUGAACGAAGAAAAUGCUGAGGAGGAAAUGUCUCUGCCUUUAUCUGAUUCUAUUGCACAAAGAGUGAAGAGGGAACGGCCAAGCAGAAGGUCUGAUUUUGAAGUGGUUAUGAAAGAUGCUAACCAGUCAAAAGAAAAUCCAAAAGCAGAGGCAGCAGGGUGUGAGGACAUUGGGAGGGAUGUUGGAGAGCAGGAGAUGCUUCAUUUUGUUGGAGAUUGGCCUUCUGCGGGGUCUAUGAAGCAGCGACGGGCGAGGAAAAGAGAGGGCCAUGGAGAAACUCGUGCCAAAGCAGAGGAGGAAAAAGCCAAUGGGGAUGAGAGAACAAUCCAUGUCCAGCCGGGUCCAGACGUGACGGAGUUUCAGAAGCUCAUUGAUCUCCUUCAGAAUGGUACUUUUUCAGCUCAGACAGACUCUUCUGACUCCCAGGCUUCUCCUGAGAGGGCUGGAGAGCAGUUUGAGGUGGAGGAUGAGCCAGGCGGUGUGUUUGAGGAACUCUGUGAUUCCAAACCUAACAUUGAAGAGACUCAGCAGAACAUAAGACAGCUUAAUAGCAAAAAACAGGAAUUACCUGACUGCGUGUCAGACAGGAAUGCUGUUGACUGUCUCACCAUCGUAGAACCGAAGACUGAUGAAUCAAAAGAUCUCAAGACUGAGAAUGAAAUAAAUGGCAUCAGUGAAGGGAGUGAUCAAGCAGGCGGUGUUCCCACUGUUCAAGACGAAUGUCGUCCAGGUGUUGGCGUGAAGGUUUGUUCUGAAAACCACAGGGAUGCUGAAGUGGAGAACCAACGCAGCCUCCUCACAGAGGCUCCUCAGAAUCUGGGAUGUGACAGCUUUGUGGAAACGGGAAGUUCCGGAGGGAGUCAGGAAAAAAAGCCACGUCGGAGAUCAGGGAAACUGUGCAAACUAGCGCUGUCCUUCCCUCAAAACAGCCCUGCUUCAUCAUCAAGUGACCCCCACUGUUUAGACUCAACAGUACAGGGCACAGAUGAGGACAAAGCUAGCGGAGAACCUGUUUUGAAUCCUCAAAAUAAAACCUGGCAGGAUGAACCGGUCUCUGACCCGUCUGUCCCUUCUAUUGAUGAAGCGCAACAGCAGUUGCCUAACUCUCCUGGUCCAGUGGUAACGGGCUGCUACAUUCAGACGGAACCUCAAGACUUUGCCCGUCUUUGGCGUUUUAAUCACCAUGGCGAGAGAGAUGAUGCAGUCAUUACAGAUGGACCCCACUGCGGGGAUUUUAAAGUUCUGCUUGGCAACUCCUCACGUUUCGUGCCGGAGCUCUCUUCUGCGGUGUCCGCUGCAGUUGCUGUUCAUCCGUCCGGCCAGACGGAGGUACCCGACCGCGUGGUGCACGAGAAAAGCACACAAGUGGAGGAGAAGGAGCUUGGGGUCACUCAAGACCGGCUCGAGAGCCUACGCAUUCUCAGUCGCCACUUUAAGCUAGUCAGCUUUGACACAUUGGAGGAUCUCUAUGAGAAGUGCCAUCAGGACUUAGAGUGGACCACCAACCUGCUGCUGGACUCUGGAGAGAGGUUCUUUAAGGAUGAGGAUGUGGAGUUGGAGAAAGACUGUGAAGCUGCAAACAAUUCAUCCAGUCUGCAUGGACAUGAGGUUGAGGAAAACCAAGAAUGCACCAAUGAUUUAGAUGAACAACAGCUUGAAGACCAGUUAGAGCAACCUGGAGCUAUGGAAGGUCUUCAGCGAACAACCUGUGAGACCGUCCAUAAACCAGAUGAAACCCCCACUAACAUUAUCGUGGAUGUUUCUGGAGCUCCGUCUGCCUCAGGCACAACUGAGGAUCAGUCAGAUGCAGCAUCAGCCUUAGAAAGCCGUUCGCAUGCAGACGUUUGCCCAGCUAAAGCGCUAAAGAAUUUAGAUCAAAGCCACAUCGCUGAUCUUGAAUCUAUAUUCAAUCCUGACCUGGAGGAUGGAGCUUCAGGAGGGAACUGGGAUCACGCAGAAACAGCUGAUGAGCCCACAGUUCAGACGGAGGAUGAAAUCGCCAACAUGGACGAGAUCAACCGACUGCUGCAGGCAGAGCUGGAGGAGAUGGAGAGGGAGGAGAAGCAAAAACAGCAGACGAGGCGGAGCCAGCAUCUGGAUAUUCAGUCUGUGGAGCUGAAACUACCCACAGAGCUGGCGCUGCAGUUAACCGAGCUGUUCGGACCUGUUGGAGUGGAGCCAGGUACCUGCUUAGACGAUGACUUCACCGUGCAGAUUGAUCUAAAUUUGGCUAAACAGCUCCAUCAAAAGUGGAAGGAAACCAUCCAGAUAAAGCAAAGACAAGCAAAUAUUUCUUUCCAAUUGCUUCAGCAAGACUCAGCUUUUUGGGGUCAUUCCCAAGGCACCAAGCAGGGGCCACAUGCCUACGCUCAUCCAGCUAACUUCCUGACGAGCAGAGAUGGUUCCCUGUCCGCUGUGAAGCAGCCGGAGACGGCAGUCCACUGGAAUGUUCCCCAUCCACCGGUCUCUCUCAGAGAUAUUAUGAAAGAGGAGCAAGCUUUGGAGAACGUGCAGAAGAGCAGACAAAGUCGCAUAGACCUCGAUCGGCGAGACGGAGCCACCAUGUUGAAAGAGAAGCAGCUUUAUUCCAUGUUCCCCACUAUCGACCGUCGUUUUCUCCAAGACAUCUUUAAAGAACACAAUCACAGCUUGUCACAGACGGAGCUGUUCCUUCGUUCUCUGCUAAACGAGGAACCCGUGAAGACAGUUUUUGCUCCAGAAGUUCCUCCGGCCGACCAUCACAGAGCAGCCAGCAAGGAAAGAGAAAAGAGACAGAAAACUCUGGAAUUGGCUGCAUCCGACUAUCAGGACACCCAGGACCCAGAAUACGAGGACUUCAGGGCGGAGGCCAGCCUUCAGAGGAGUCGACAGCUGGAGAGCUUUGCGAAGGCGGCGGAAGCCUUCAAGCAGGGGCGCAGACAAGUGGCUUCAUUCUACGCCCAGCAGGGACAUCUGCAUGGCCAGAGAAUGCGCGAGGCCAAUCAUCGUGCAGCAGUUCAUAUUUUUGAGAAGGUCAACGCAUCACUUCUUCCCAGAAACAUCCUGGACCUCCACGGGCUGCAUGUAAAUGAGGCCUUGGAGCAUCUUACUCAGACCUUACAGGACAAAACCGCAGAGUGUGCACAGGGUUUGUGUCAACCUCAGCUCUCUGUCAUCACAGGAAGAGGGAACCACAGCCAGGGGGGAGUGGCCCGCAUCCGCCCCGCUGUCAUCGACUACCUCACUAACAAACACUACAGGUUCACCGAGCCAAAGCCAGGUCUCAUCUUGGUGUCUUUGAAGUGAGAAGACCUUUUUUUUUUGUUUUUUUGCUGCUUUAGAGGACAGUUUUCUGCUUCUUUAGCACAAGAAAGAAAUACAUGUGAGGAGCAUAUAAACACUGCAAACCAGUUGAAGUAUUUAUUUCUACCUUUUUCAUCUUCAGUUAAAGCUACAAGAUGAGAUGGACUGCAUUCAUAUAAAAAAUGUUUAUUUCUGCAUCUGUAAAACAAAAAUAUAUUUUUAUUGUUAAAAUGAUUUUAUAGUUGAUAAUUGUCUUAGAAUAAACACACCCUGGAUUUAGCAAACUCCAUGUUGGAGAAGUAAUUUUAUCCUGCAGUAUUUUCUAACUUGGAGUAACCUUUAGGACACGAUGUAUUAUUUUUAUGACGCCUCUCUGAACUGCAAAAUAUAUAUGUAAUAUGAGUGUUUUUGAUGCAAAUUCUAAACUAUUAUAAAGACCUGGAAGAAGAAAACUUCUCUUUUCUUCACAACUUCACCAAUAAUUGAAGACCACCGAGCAGAAGUCGCACAACCGGAUUCAAUAGACUUGGACCUUUGACUUCUUCAUCAGUUCCUCUUCUUUGAUAUCAUCACAAAUGCUCUGCAAUAUUUCAAAACUUUACUUUUGAAUAUGUUCAAGCAAGAAUAACCAGAAAAAAAAAACAAGUCACAAUUUUAGUUCAACUUUCUUCUAUUUCAACUUUUGCUGGCUCUUUGUUUCCUAUAACAGCUUGUGCCAAAUGCCGUAGCAGUUAGCUUUAUAAUGUGGCUACAAAACUGUAAAACUCAACUCUUUUUUUUCUUGCCUUUUUAAAAGAAUUUCUUAAAUUUACAUUUUUUAAUUUAACAAAUGUUUCGAGCUCAUGAAACAUUUUAUUUUUCAAUGCUUUUGGUUUGUAAGAUUUUAUGGAGGACCUAUACUGUGUAAUAAAGUCUAUUUAUGUAAAACA